Molecule: messenger RNA, 840 nt
Organism: Theileria equi strain WA
Lineage: Eukaryota; Apicomplexa; Aconoidasida; Piroplasmida; Theileriidae
Exons: 2
Coding region: 141-839 (232 amino acids)
Source: RefSeq, a predicted model, not a curated record
AGUUUCCAAAAACUUUUGUCUUUGGUUAAUCUUUAUUUUAUUAGUAACGGUGGUCUGGUUUAGACAAACGCCGCUUGUAUCAUAAAUGUGCAGUCUACCUUGUCAUCAAGUCCCUAAAAUGUAUUGAAAUCACCUUUAACAUGCAGUUUACCCUAGAGAAACAUCCUGGACAAAGUCCAGUGCUGAGUCAAGAAGAAAAUCGCCAAUUUACAGAUCUAAACCACCAUUUGUAUGCCUCCGACGAUGAGAAUCAGAUUGAAGAGAACAGCCUAAUGGAAUUGACGUUGAACUUGGAACGUGAACGCGAAACAUAUUUAGAAGCCGUAGCAGUCCUACAUGACCAGUUGAGAGAGUCUCAUGAACACUGCAGACAUCUGGUCGAUUCACACGCCGAAUUAACCAAAGAACUGGAGUUAGAAGCUGAUGAUGGAUGGAAAGAGGCGAGGAAGUGGCAAGAAAAGUAUAAAGAGUCCUGUAGGAUAAUUAAAGCUGCAGGACUCUCAACGGAUUACAUGUGCAAUCUCUCGUCCAUAAGCACCAACGAAUACUCGCUGGAUGAAACAAAUGGUAUAGACAAACAUACAAUGGAUACUGGCACAGAACGAUACACUGGAGAGCUGAAGGACGGUAUAUGGGUCUAUACCCUCUCUGACAAUUUUGAAGAUUAUGACCUCGAAAACUAUCGACAAAAGGGUGGACUUAAUAAACAACAAAAUGGUUGGAUCAAUCUCAAGAGUCCACGCAGGUUUACAUCUAUAGUAUGCUCACAACACUCACGUACAAGAAAUGCAGAACCACUUGACAUCACACUAAAGUUACUCAGUGCAAUUGAUUUUUAGU